Molecule: messenger RNA, 2848 nt
Organism: Thermothelomyces thermophilus ATCC 42464
Lineage: Eukaryota; Fungi; Ascomycota; Sordariomycetes; Sordariales; Chaetomiaceae
Exons: 7
Coding region: 173-2596 (807 amino acids)
Biological process (GO): cysteinyl-tRNA aminoacylation
Cellular component (GO): cytoplasm
Molecular function (GO): ATP binding; cysteine-tRNA ligase activity
Source: RefSeq, a predicted model, not a curated record
GAUUUUUGACUCAUCAAAAGCUGCCACGCAGACCAUUUUAUAGGUCGCCCAAGACUAUCACCCAACCCCUGCUGACGGCUGGAUGCGCUCCCUCGCCAGGAUUCGACCUUUCUUCCCUUCGUUCAGACCCCUUGUAUUCAAGCCCCGGCUGUCACGGGGAUUUUCUUCUUCAAUGGCAGGCAUCACAGUCCACAACUCGCUGAAGCCCGGCGCGCCGGUGCCCUUCGUGCCCAGGGAGGAGGGCAAAGUCUCAUGGUAUGCCUGCGGUCCGACCACAUACGACCUAAGCCACCUGGGCCACGCUCGCAACUAUGUCUCCACCGACAUCAUCCGCCGCAUCCUCAUGCAUCACUUCGGUUUCAAGGUCAACUUUGUGAUGAAUUACACGGAUGUGGAUGACAAGAUCAUCAUCAAGGCGAGGAGAAAACGGCUGCUCGAGCUCGAGAAGGAGAAGCCCUACACCCCCGAACAAAUUCGGGACCUCGUCUUCAAGGCCUUCCGGGCGUAUGCUGAGAGCAACCUCCCUCUCCUGACCGCAGACGGCCAAUCAGCCUUAGACGAGAAUAAUUACCUGGACCGGCGAGAUGCAGCCUACGGCCGUGUCCUGGCGGGUGGCACGCUGUCCGGGGAAGGAAAGCCGAGCGAUGCCGAGGCCAAGGUGAAGAUGCAUCUCAGCAACAUGGACUCGGCAGCCAAGUCCCUGCGGGAUGCGUCCGGGUUUGACGGGGCCGAGGAGGUCCUCCUUCCGUACCUGGACUCUUUGUACAAGGAGACGAUCGACACCAGCGACCAGACCAUCUUCACCAACCUCACACAAGCAAUGGAGAAGGCGUUCAACGACGACAUGCGCGCGCUGAAUGUGCUCCCGCCCGAUGCCGUGACGCGAGUCACCGAGUACGUUCCGCAGAUUGUCAAGUUCGUCGAGCAGGUGAUGGCGAAAGGGUUUGCAUAUGAGGCCAACGGCUCGGUCUACUUCGAUAUCGCCGCUUUCGAGAAGGCCGGGAACACGUAUGCCCGGCUUCGUCCCGAGAGCAAGAACGACAAGGCGUUGCAAGAAGAAGGAGAAGGAUCGCUGUCAAAGAGCUUAGAGGGGAAGAAGCGGCCCGGCGAUUUUGCCUUGUGGAAGAAGUCCAAGCCCGGCGAGCCGUACUGGCCAAGUCCCUGGGGACCGGGGCGCCCUGGCUGGCAUAUCGAGUGCUCAGUUAUGGCCUCGGACAAGCUCGGUGAACAGAUGGAUAUCCAUUCGGGCGGCAUAGAUCUGGCCUUCCCUCAUCACGACAACGAGCUGGCCCAGAGCGAGGCCUACUUCCACGAGUGUGGAAAAGGCGAGCACACCUGGGUCAGAUACUUCUUGCACAUGGGUCAUCUCUCUAUCGCAGGAAGCAAGAUGUCCAAGAGCCUGAAGAAUUUUCAGACCAUUCAAGAUGCCUUGGCGACCACCUACACUGCGCGGAACAUGCGCAUCGUGUUUCUGAUGGGUCGCUGGAAUGACGGCGUUGAAAUUUCGCAGGACAUGCGGAAACAAGCGGAUAGCUGGGAGAGCACGAUCGAUAACUUCUUCACAAAUGUCAAGGCCAAGCUGACAGAGGCUGGGUCGAUGACCGAAGGUGUCAAGAAUCUCUCUUUGACUGAGGGCACCGGGGAUAGCCUGAUCGCAGAGCUCGAACAGGCCAAAACGGACCUUGACUCAGCACUGCGCAACUCCUUCGACACCCCCGGUGCAAUGCAGGUGAUCCUCCGGCUGGUCAAAGAGGCCAACAUACACAUGAACGACAAGUCUGCCCAGCCUAGCUUGCAGGCCCUCGAAGCCGUCGCUAGGUGGGUCACCAAGAUCGUCGGCAUCCUGGGACUCGACGCGAACGCGCAGCCGCCCUACGAUGGGCUUGGGUGGAGUUCCACCAGCGCCGCGGCAGCUGCCAACCUCGACCCUCAAACGGCCGUCAAGCCUUACGCGGGUGUAUAUGCCAAGGUGAAGGCGGAUAUCGAGGCUCUCAACCUCGCCGCCCCAUCAGUUCAGAACCUCCUCCAGGGUCAGACGCCGGACGCCGAGUUCGCCGAGCUGGAGAAGAUCGGGGAGCGUGAUGUGGAGAAGCUUGCCAUGCCGUAUCUCAGGGCAACUUCCCGGCUACGGGACGAGCUGCGCAGCAUUGUGGCGACUCUUGAGCCGGCGAGCAAGCAGGCCGUGCUAGCGCUGAGCGACCGCAUUCGUGACUACGACCUGACCGAUAUAGGAGUUCAGCUCGACGACCAAGCUGACAAGCCCAGCUUGAUCAAGUUUGUGCCGGCGGCCAAACUCAUUGCCGCGCGCGAGGAGAAGGCGGCGCUGCUGGCUGAGAAGGCGCGCCAGAAGGAGGAGGCUCGAAAGGCAAGGGAGAAGGCAGAGGAGGAGAAAUGGGCCAAGGCCAAAGUGCCCCCCCAAGAAAUGUUCAAAGGAGACCCCAAGUAUCAGGAGUGGGAUGCUGAUGGGCUGCCCACCAAACUUGCCGACGGGACCGAACUGCCAAAGAGCCAGGCCAAGAAGCUAAGGAAGGAGUGGGAGCGGCAAGCGAAGCUACACGAGGAGUAUCGUGUCAAGUUCGGGAUCGGGAAAGAGUAGGGGCCUCUCGUACCGUCUUGGAGAUUAUCACUUGAUUGAGUAUCUGCGAGGCAAACCUGGGUUGGCAUUAUUUCAUAUUCGGUGCGCAAGUGAUGGAAGAUGGUUUCCAAUAGAUGGAAGAUGGUUCCAAUAGAUGGAAGAAAAGUUGGUAAGUUAUAAAUAGUUCAAAAGUACGAUGUCCUCUUCCUAUAUUGGCUAGCCCUAUUGGCUCUAUAUAAGUAGAGGAUAGGAAUAAAGAACACUCCGUUUGCC